UCAGUUCCAAACGGCAUGUCUAAUCGGAAAGUGCUUUUCUGGCUGCUAAAGCCGCUGCUGCUAAUCUGCCUCGGAAUUUUUCCCGCGGAGGUUAUCUCCUAUUCCAUCCCAAAUCCCUGCCAGGGUGGACAAAUUUAUAGCAAUGGAGCCUGCAGUCCCGUCAUUGUGAAUGUGUUUAAUGGAUGUGGUGGUCAAACGGGAAUCCCUUGCUUUUCUGUUAGUAAUGGAAGUCCAGUGGUGGUUCCUGGCACUCCUGGUUGUCCCAAUGCACCUAAAAAUCCCAUAGUGGAUCCAAUCAAUCCUGUAUAUCCCAGUGACCCCUCAAAUCCCAUAGUGAAUCCGGUAAAUCCGCUUUGUCCCAAUGCUCCCAAACCGCCGAUUGCGGAGCCGAUAGCUCCUAUUAAUCCCAUUGCUCCUACAAAUCCCACAGUUCCCCCAGUCAACCCACUUUGUCCGAACGCUCCUAAACCACCCAUAGUAGAUCCAUUAGAUCCUAUUUAUCCCAGUGAUCCUACAAAUCCUAACGUGGACCCACUUAAUCCUGUUCAUCCGAGUGAUCCUACAAAUCCCAUUGUGAAUCCGACUAAUCCCCUUUGUCCCAAUGCUCCAAAACCACCAAUAGUGGAUCCGGUUACUCCUGGUUGUCCGAAUGCUCCUGCAAAUCCCAUUGUGGUACCUCCAACUCAGCCAACUGGUUGUCCUCCGUCUUCAAAUUCUCCCUGUCCGAACAAUUGCAAUAACAAUUGUAAUUGUCCCAACAAUUGUCCCAAUUCCAGCACUCCUUGCCCGACUCCUUCACCAAAUACUCCUCCCACAAAUCCUCCAACUCCAAGUCCUUUCCCUACUCCUUAUCCCACUCAAAAUCCCCAACAACCAGAUAGUACACCCCAUCCCUAUCCCAAUCCCACUGCUCCAACUAUUCCACCACCGGCACCCAUUACCAUUUGCCCAAAAGGAACAAUCCUAGUAAGAGGCAACUGUCGCCUGCUCUUCUGCGGAGGACAUGGAAUCUACAACGAGGGUCGCUGCGUCCAGGCUCGGUGUCCUGCAGGCUAUAUUUGGACGGGACUCAGGUGCUCGAAGCCCCAACCUGUGGACAUUGGCAACAUUCACAUCGAGAACAAUUCAUACCAGACGUCGGGCAAUCUCCCCCACCUGAUUACGAAUAAUGUGAACAACGUCAAGGUCAAUGCCUCCAUUGUCCUUCAAGGACAAAGCUCCCAGGAGGAGGAGGAGGAAGAGGAGGAAGUGGUGGUGCCAAGACCACCCGCAGGACCCUGCUGCAAUGUGGUGGCUCCCAGGAUUUGCACCAACCAAGCGGAUCAGAUCGGUUACAAGUGCUUUAGCCGGACUCAGCAGCAAUGCGGAUCCUUUUGCAGUGCCAACAAGGUGGUGCUUGCACCAUCGACUGUCACCACUUGGACGCAGGACAACGCCCAGAUGGUGGUGAUGCCGCCCAACUGGGUGGGGCAGGGUUGCCAGUCCACCGGAGGCAUCUGCCAGCCAGCUCAGAACUUCUACGACUGCAGCGGUUGUGCCAUGGGUGAUUUUUCCACUUGCUCCUCGUAUUGCUACUCCUACAAGUGCAGCAACCACAAUUGUGCCUAUUAUGACCAGGGCCAAUACUGCUCCCAAUAUCCUGGCCAAAUCGGUUGCCGUGCAGAUGAUGGAUGGUUUCCAGCAGAAUAAAAUUCAGAAUGAUUUUUGUAAUAAAAAUUGAAUAACAUUCAAUAAAACUUUUGGGCUUUGUUAUAUAAAA
Molecule: messenger RNA, 1759 nt
Organism: Drosophila ficusphila
Lineage: Eukaryota; Metazoa; Arthropoda; Insecta; Diptera; Drosophilidae
Product: leucine-rich repeat extensin-like protein 5
Exons: 3
Coding region: 16-1689 (557 amino acids)
Source: RefSeq, a predicted model, not a curated record